This is a messenger RNA of Porites evermanni, 1859 nucleotides long. The record is from the annotation of a GenBank genome assembly. Lineage: Eukaryota; Metazoa; Cnidaria; Anthozoa; Scleractinia; Poritidae.
AUGCAUGAAAAGGCCGCUGUUACGGGCGUUCUUUUCUCGAUCUUCUUUCUUGGUCUGAUCCGCAAAGCAGCAACUACAGAUCAGUGUAACGGACCUCGCCAGAUACCCAUGCAGGGCAAGAUGCUGAAGGGACACAUCUAUGAAACCCGAUGGGUACGAUCCGGGUAUGCGGAGUGCUUGUUUAUAUGCAGAGAGGAAAAAGUCUGCCAAAGCUUCAACUUUGUGGCUAAUGAAAGCAAGUGUGAGUUCAAUAAUCGCACAAAGGAAGCCUGCAGUCCUGAGGAUUUUGUUCCCGACCUUCAUCGUCUUUAUGUCAAACUUGACGUCAGUAGAGGUAAAGAACUUUGAAACUGUUUUAAACGGUAUACAUCCGCUUUUUAAGCAUUUAUCACCUCGAAACAACUUUGUUUCACUUUCAGAUAGAUUUUUUAGUUAUUUUGUUGGCUUUAAAGGGGCUAUAUCACAAAGAAAAUUGCUGUUUUAAGUCAAUUCUGUGCUGAAGUCAUUACGUAGUGCCUUUAACCUUAAACAGAAUCAGUGCUCCUGUAGAGUAACGAGGAAGAUAUCAAACAUACUUCAUCAACAUAAUUUUUUUCAUGGCACAGCAUUACAAUUUGAAAAAAUUGGCCCAUUUUUUUUUUCAGUUCAGUUCAAUCCAUGUUCAUCCUUGCCAUCAGCCGCAACGGACACCAGGAAACAGUUUCAAUGCGUAUAAAAUACACUCUUAAAUACCAAAACUGGGCUAUUAUUUUUGGAAUUUAAUUGAUCCGAGUAUACGUUGUAGCAUUUUAUAACGAUGACAAAAAGCUUGACGUAGCUCUUUUCAGUUCUGUUUUGAUGCCAACAGUAAAUCCAUAGAAAGGUGAUAAUUCAGAGCGCUUAGUAUAAAAGCACGAUCCGAUCAAAAGCAUCGCUUCAAGGCAAAAAAACCUCUCUCCUCCCCUCUAGUAUUACAAAUUUGUCACGCCGAAGAUAAAACGAUCAUGCACAGACUGUUCGGUCUUUUUUCGGUAGCAUCACCUAGGACAAAGGGCUAUUGUUUUGGUGAAUUGGACCUGGUACAAUAGAUCAUUUCUUGAUACGACAUGUCACACAAGGCCACACCUAACGAAUUGACGAGAGCCCGAUUACUUGCAGACAAAUUAGAAACCAAAAUUAAAUAGUUUUAAAGUCCCUUUAUUGCGUUUAGGUUUAGCCUGUGUCGCGCGCGCCUUACGUUACCAUCCCCUUUCCACUCCAAACGCCCGCUUUUCAGGCUAUAUGGGAUUUAAUUUCGUUUUGUCAUGCCGAAAAGGAGAUAUUUCCUUCUACCUGGGUGCUGUUGUCAGUUUUGAAAAACGACCUACGCUUGUUCCUGUCAAAGGUUUUCUGAAGUUGUAAGAUUAAAUUAACCUAUAUUUACGCAGCAACAAACAUUCAAUGUUUUCGCUUAGCGCCUCUCUGGAAGUGACAUUGCUGAUUACAUACAAAAUCACGGACGAGCAGGAGUCUCGUAGUGCGAAGGUCGAGUGUAGGGAAUUUAAAACGAUCUUUUUGGGAUAAAAAAACAUGUCAAACUGAAACACCUUAACAAAAAAUACCCGCAACAAUAGACAUUUUAAAAAAGAACUGAACCAAAAAAUAUAAUUUUAUUUGAACGUAUGUAAUCAUGGUAACAACGUGAACAUUGAACUGUUGAUUUUAAAGUGUGCAAUAUUUAGACGGCUUGUUUUUUGUAAAUUCUAGUUCCCCUUGGUUCUAUUCCUGAGCUGCCAGCGACAUCAUGUCAGGAAAUAAACAAAAACGAAGGCAAAAAAUUGGACAGCGGCAAAUACUGGAUAUCUUUAAGUGGAACGAUUGUUCAUGUUUACUGCAAUAUG